Messenger RNA from Paramecium sonneborni, 717 nucleotides. The record is from the annotation of a GenBank genome assembly. NCBI's taxonomy places the organism in Eukaryota, Ciliophora, Oligohymenophorea, Peniculida, Parameciidae.
AUGAUCAUCUCAAAUGUGACUUAAAACAUUUCUCGUGUUUCAGAUAAAAUAUUGACAGAAACUAAUUCAAUUAUAUACUCUCUGAAUAAGUUGAAAAGAAGUAGUUUAAAGAAUAGAAAUUACAAACAAAAUAGAGAAGAUUUAAUAAAUACAAAUGAAACCUAAUUGAGAAGAAAAAGUUGUUAUUGUAGUGAAUGUGGUCAACUUAGUUAAUUUUAAUAUAAGCAUUUAAAUAGCAAUGUUUCUAAAAAAAAAUAGAAAACAUUCUCCAAAAAUCCUUUGAUGAGCUAAUCAAUGAAAAUUAUGUAAAAAUGAUAAACAUAAUCACAUUAUAGUCCUGCGUCUAGUAGAUAAUCAAUUCUAAUUUAAAGACAAUAAUUCAGAAUGAAUACUUGCAGGGAGAUCUAAUUAUUUUAAGUUUAUAAUAUAUCUCCAGCAAGACUUACUCCAAUGAAAGAAAAUGCAAUUUAUAUGAAUAAAAAUAAAGAGCUUUAUUAUAAUGAGUUAUUGGAAUAAGUGAAGAGAAAGAAUUAAUUGUAUCUUCAUUAACUUAGUCUACCUUAAACAAAAAAAGAGUAAGAACCAUUAAUGAAUAAGAAAAAUAUUUAAACACCUUUAACAAAUCGAAAAUAGAAACCAGAUAUUAGACCAUAUUUUAGUCAUUUAAAAUUGAAACCAAUAAAUUAAAAAUUUUAAACAUCUCACUUUGAAAUCUGA